Molecule: messenger RNA, 2371 nt
Organism: Zootoca vivipara (common lizard)
Lineage: Eukaryota; Metazoa; Chordata; Lepidosauria; Squamata; Lacertidae
Gene: RBM43
Product: RNA binding motif protein 43
Molecular function (GO): RNA binding
Source: RefSeq, a predicted model, not a curated record
AAAAUAAAAAGCCACACCUGAGACGCAGAUCAGUAGAAUGAUAAUCUGCAUCUGCAUAAACUAAUUUUAAACCUAGAUUGUUGAGAAACUUAAGUCAAUUUUUCCAGGAGCCCUUGAGCUCCAUAUUUUUAUGAUGCUCACUCAGGAAACUUUGUUUAAUGGGCCUCUCUUGGUUUCAUGCAUUGCCUCUGGUAAUUUGAUAGGCGCCUUUAGUUACCUUAGCAGCUGUUUGUGAUCAGCGUCACUUGGUUUUUCACUAGCAUGAAGAAUCAAAAGAUCAUUGCAUAUAUUUCUGCCCUUGGCUUAUACAAAAAGAUUUUAAAACACCUCUUCAUCCCCAGUACCAGGCUGGCUUGGAUAGCACUGCAAUAAACCUAUGGACAUAAGAUGAGGGCCCUAAGAGCAGGAGCAUGCAGAAGCUAGAAAAGGAUCUGCAGGGAUUUUCGGUAGAUUGGUUUCUGACUCCCAACUGUUUAACAAUAGCAAAAGAAAAAAGUUGUUUUUUCACCAAUGGGCAUUCUCAGACACAUAUCAGGAAAUUCAAGGCUGCACUGUUAGAGUUGGAAAAACUAGACUGUUUGCAAUAAGGCCACCGCACAAGCUGCCAAGCCAAAAAGAACCAUUGUGGUCUGCGGUGUUCCAGAUGGCGCCCUAAGUGACGACGUCAUGGCUGACAUAUUGAUGAUUCAUUUUCAAAAGGCAAAGAAUAAGGGGGGCGAUGUGGAGGAUGUUGUCUACCCAACAUCAAUGGAAGGAGUGGCAUAUGUAACAUUUGAAGAUGAACGAGAUGCAGAAAAUGUUCUCAGGAAAGGCGACCACAGCCUAGAGGACAAGAGGCUGCUUGUGGGUUAUCCCUUGAAAGUGUCGUCAUACGGAAAAAGCAUUUUUACCUGCAUGACAUGCAUCCUCAACUUGUCCCCAUUUGGAGAGAAAUACAACUUGGAAAGUCUGGUGCAAGACUUCAAGAAGAAGUUCCCAAAUUUGAGCUUUGGCCCAUUACAGACUAACGGGCUAAUAAGUGUACAGGGUCCAUUUUUAGCCAUCAGCGCUCUCCAAAAGAAUAUCUUAUUAAACAUAAAGCAUUCCCUUUCAGAACAACAUGUUGCAAGAAAUCUAAAAGCGUCAGAUCACAGGCCUGGUACAAGACAGGCAAACAGCGGAUUAUCCUCAGAGCUGAAAAAUAAUUUUGUGCAAAAUGCAAGCAAGGAGGAAGGACUAACCAUUGCCCUUGACACCGAUACAUAUCACUAUAUGAGAACAUUUAGAGAAGAGUUUUACCAAAGGAGUCUAAAAGAAUGUGGUGUCACUAGUUAUGCUGCUGUAGAUGGGGAGGUCACCACCAUAUAUCUAGAGAGUGACAACACAAAACCAGGUUCCAGAUCGUUAAGACAUGCAAAAGAGAGGGUUGAUGGCUUGUUGGCAGGAUUAUAUGGCUUUCUGCGUAAAGAAAGAUUGUCACAUGAAAGGUGCAGCAACUCUGAGAAACGGAGACGUGAGCGUACAUGUGAGAUGUUAAGGAGCCAGUAUCCAAACGUUCUGGUUCUAGAAUACCCAACCCACAUUGAUAUUAUAGGGUCCUCCUCAGACAUUUAUGAGUUUGCAAAACAAGUAAAUAAAAUGAUGGGAAAUGCCCCCAGAGAACCUUGGAGAUAGGCAGAUGGUUAUUUUGAUCUCUUGAGGGCAGACCUAGAUUUUAUGUUUGGCACAGGAGCUGCCACCAAAAACAGCAACCACCUGUUGUGUUCUCUGCUUAUAACAUUUUAUGCACACUUGGUAGUGGUGUGGUGUUGUUGUAUCGCCUGCUUCCCGACCCCUGCACCACAUCUGUAGUUAAAAGAAGUGGUAAAAUGGCACAGGGCAAGUGGCGAAAAGGAAAAGUGAAAGAGCUUUACACAAGGCUCAUUUUUUGGCGGAAGUACUGUGUUGACCAUAAUGGUUAGUUCUACACUGACAAUAAAGUGAGCUGAAACAUAUUGACAGUAACAGUGAAAGGAGAGCUGCUGCCUAAUGGGAAAGCUGAAAGUAGAACAGUUUAGCAACUUGUGGUGUUUUUUUUUUAAGCCUAUAGGUGUGACCUUUUCAGUGUGUCCCUCAGGAUUUCAACACACUACUUAAUAGAGCGGUUUUGCUUUCUGAAAGUUUUUGUUUCUUCCUUGCCUUUUUCUCUGGUCAAAACAACCCAGCAUUCUCAGCAAGUUCCUGCUCACCUGAGAGCUUUCUUCAAUGGUCCUGUUAUAUAGAAGGUGAUAUCAUAGUUUAGUGUGGACAGCUGAAGCUGUUUUCUGUGUUUGACAAUGAGACCUGGAAAUGAGAUUUCUUCAUGGUGUAUAUAGUUCAGUAUCACCGGAUUAAAGCUGGCUCUGUUGGUCAA